This is a messenger RNA of Phytophthora infestans T30-4, 2507 nucleotides long. RefSeq lists its product as uncharacterized. The record is from RefSeq and is a predicted model, not a curated record. The transcript is spliced from 5 exons. Gene Ontology annotation, molecular function: acid phosphatase activity; ferric iron binding; ferrous iron binding. Bases 1 to 2409 code for a protein of 802 amino acids. Lineage: Eukaryota; Oomycota; Peronosporomycetes; Peronosporales; Peronosporaceae.
AUGUGGUUCCCGAUUCGCUCCGCCGUCAGUUCCGUUCGAGUGAUAGCCAUCACAUUCGUGGCCUCCUCCAUGUCUUCGAGUCUCGUUGAGGAGUUAGGCUUCUUCCCCGAGCCGCACGUUGUCGAGGACUGCAAUCGCGCCGAGUGUAAGAACUGCAGCGACGACUUGGGUUUCGGCGUCGACUCAACCAGCUCAUGUAACUUGAGCAUCUCCGACGACUCCGUCUCUGAUCAUGUCCAGCGGUACGCUGAGGACUUCGGCUGUAGCGGCAACGCGAAGAGCGCCAAGACAAACUUGAGACGCGCCAGCGACUUUUAUGGGGUCGUACAGAAGAGAUCUGGUGCCUUGGGCUAUAUCCACGGAGAGAAGUGUACCGACGACUUGUACUGCGGUCGCCACCGCGAGUGCGCCGCCGACUUGGGCUUGGACUGCAACCGCAACCAUAACUCCGCCCGCGACGUGGGCUUGGGCUACGACCGCGACCACGGCCAUGACUGCGCCGACAACUCGGACUGUGCUCGCGACCGGACGAGUGACGACGACGUGAGCUGCGGCCACGACCAGCAGAGUCGUGAUGGCGUGGACCGUUGCUGUGGUCGUCGACACGCCAGCGGCUUGGACUGCGGCAGGAACGAGACUUACUCCAGCGACGUCGCGAAGAUGAGACGCCCUGAGAGCUUGGGUUUCGCAUGCGUUCGGUGCUGUGCCGAGAUCUCUGGUGCCUUUGACUGCACGGAGAAGGAGUCUGCCAGUGGCAUCCCCGAAUACGCUUCGUCUGAUGUUGAGGCUGUGUGGGCGUACGGUGGCCAGGAGUACGGCUUCAUGUCAGUGGAGGCGUCAGAGGAGUGGCUGAAGUUGCAGUACCACACAGCCGACGACUCGUGGUCUUUUGCGGAGAGUUUCAACUCAACCGAGAUUGGAGGACAGCGACAUCUCGGUGUCAAAAUGAUGUCCAAGAAAGCCCAGCUUGUCGGCGUGGUGCUGGUCCUCGCCAUAAUCGGCGCCAUUGUCGGCGUCAUGGUGGUGCGCAAGGCCAGCAGCUCUGCCAGCGAGUCAUCGGGGACUGCUUCCUCUGGCUCAGGUGCCGGUGUGUCUAGUAGCGACAACGACAGCACGACCACCGGCUCGACCGGUGGCAAAAGCUCCGUGUCGAAGAAGAAGAAGAAGACAACUUCGGGCUCCGGCUCAAGUACCGGCUCAAUUACAUCCGAUCCGACUUCCGCCAAAUACACUCUUUCGGCCUUUGCAAUUGGUGACUGGGGUACCACUGUCACGCAAGACUCGUGUUGUACACGUUCGUCGACCUACAACGACUAUGAUGUCAAUGCCGAGGACAUUGUGGCUAAUCUGAUGGACCAACAGGUCUCUGCUGCAUCGGCACCCCCUAAGUGUGUUCUCAGCCACGGUGACAACUUCUACUGGACAGGUAUCGACAGCGAAGGUAGUCGUGAUUCCCGUUUCACUGCCACUUUUGAAAAGAAAUACGGAGGUGACAAUAUCAAGAAUGUUCCAUGGGUCAACGUGCUGGGUAACCACGACUACGGUGGCGCCAGUUACAUCUGUGCGGAUGACAAGGGCCUCGCCGCAUGUUCCUCGGCUGAGGAGUUGGUUAAAGCACUGUCGAAUAAGUUCCAAUGGCAGUCGGACUACACGAGUCCGAACGACAACCGUUGGAUUCUGAAGGACCAUUUCUAUGUGUACUCGAUUGAGGACAAGGACUCAGGUGUGAGCAUUGAUAUUUUCAAUGUGGACGCAGGUGAUGCCAGUACCCACGGAGCGCAACAGACGUGUUGCCAGUGCUAUGGCUACGCAGAAGGUAGCGACAAGAAAUGCAAGAAUGUCGCUCGUGGAGACAAACUCUGCAGCGGUGGCGACACUGAGAUGUUUGAUGCUUGCUUUGACAAGUUCGCCGAGUGGGGUGAUGACUCGCGUAAGCAGCUGGCCAAGGAGGUAGCAGCUUCGAAAGCCACGUGGAAGAUCGUUAACAGCCACUAUUCGCCAUAUGCUCACUACGAUGAAGCGGGUAUGAAGAAGUGGUUCGACGUUCUGCAAGACUCGGGUGUUCAGCUCUGGAUGAAUGGGCAUACUCACGGUGAAAACCACGACUACUCGUCGGGCUAUUCCAUUCACUUCGUGAACAACGGUGCUGGUGGUGGUAUCCAGAAGGAAUCGGCCAGUGGUAUCCCCGAGUAUGCUGCGGGUGAUGUGGAGGCCCUUUGGGCGUACGGUGGCCACGAAUAUGGCUUCAUGUCCGUCGAGGCAUCGGAGGAAUGGCUAAAGCUGCAGUACCAUACGGCGGAUGAUUCGUGGACGUUCGCGGAGAGCUUCAAGUCGACGAAGGCUGGUGGUGUGGCGACCAAGCACUGCUGGUACAUCCCUCUUGAUGGUGGCGAAGGCAAAGAGUGUUAAGAACACUGUGGCCGAGUCGGCAACUAUUGUACUAAGUUUACAUGUAGAUCGCGAUGUCGUAAAAUCUAUUUUGAUGAAACAAUGAGUUUGCUCCGAAA